AUGGCUCUCAGUUCUAACGUAACCUCUAAAAGUUAUAAUGACACAAAUGGAAGUGAAGUGUUUAAUUCUACUUCGUUAUUGCAAGAAUAUACCAUAAGAGAACUUCAACAGUUUGUAGCUUACAGACCAGUAGCUUGUUCUGUAGGUCUACUGAUCUUACUAAGUAAUAUCACUGUCGUCAUCUCCAGCGGUUUGAUUCUCAAAAAGGGUCAGCAACCGAAAAGUACUUACAUUCUUCUCGGAAACGUCUCGCUUGCUGACACCAUCAUUGGAAUAUCUAUGCUAAUUGGGUUCAGCUUUAAAGAUCCUAUAACAUCGAGUACAUUAUGCUUCAUCGAAUUAGGUAUGUUAGUCUGCCCCGCAAUGGUUUCAAUAUUCAGUGUGGGCCUAAUUGCUGUCGACCGCUAUAUUUACAUCUUACACGGCUUGCAUUACCAGCGCUGGGUCAACACCUCUAAAGUUCGAAUCAGUAUCAUAUUCGUCUGGUUUAUUGGAAUUAUUCUUGGAUUUCUACCCAUCUUUGGACUGCAUAAUCGUGAUGAUAAUGGAAACUGCUACUAUGUUGCAGUUUUCCCAGGACCAUUGGUUCUUCUUAACUCUUUUUUAAGCAUCGUUCCAAUAGCGGUCGUUGCUGUUCUAUACACAAUCAUUUUAAUUAGUGCCCUAAAGAAUGUCAGAAAAAUAAAUGCAUCAAUCAAUCAGGUGCAAUCAGCGAAUUCAACUUCAUUGAGGGUUUACCGAGGUAAUGGGAAUCCUACAAUACAACCGGUCAAAAAUACAAAGCAAUUUAACGUAAGACAUAGUAUAGCAUCAAAUUCAUCUGAAGAAAUUGUUCGUGAUGAUCAAUGUGAUCAAACAAAUAAAUCCAAAAGUUUGAGCGAUCUAAAUAUCAAAAACACAUUAGUAGAUGAUAUGAAUAAAGACAACAGAAUACAAACCAAUCCUCUUCAUAAACAUGUGUCUGGUAAUAGUCUAUGCUCUACUAACGUUAGUGUUACAGAUGGAAGUAACUUCACUAUUGUUACUGAAUCGAAUGAAAUACAUGAAACUAGCAAAAGAGUUAAAAGAAAGGAAGCUACAAAGUGGCGGGCGAUAACUAUUGUAAUGCUUACAAGUGGAAGUUUUAUUUGUACGUGGAUGCCCUUCUUCAUGACUGUUAUAUUCUACGUGCUCUGUGAAGAUAAGGAGAACAACAGAAAAUGCUUACACCUUCGUCUACUACUCGCGGGGCCGUUAGCGGCAUUGGCAUUUUUAAAUAGUGCUUUAAAUCCUUUAAUAUACGCCUGGUGGCAUAAAGGAUUUCAAAGAUAUAUUCGGACACAUUGGAAACGAUUUGCGCAGAGAUAUUUCAAAAAGAGCUUCUGA
Molecule: messenger RNA, 1365 nt
Organism: Leptosia nina
Lineage: Eukaryota; Metazoa; Arthropoda; Insecta; Lepidoptera; Pieridae
Source: the annotation of a GenBank genome assembly